AUGUCUUCGAGCCCACCAAGGAGCCCAAGAACGCGGUCCUCGAGGUCCAGGGCCAACUCGACAUCUUCCUCGUAUCAGACAAACAACACAUCACUCCCGCCUCUACAGACCAAAGGCGCUGGUGACGACGAAAUUCUUGAGCCCUUGGCAGAAGAAGAGGUCGAGCCUGGCUCGUUUGAUCUUGUGGUUCCAUCUCACGGUGACAACGGACAAUACUCGCUAGAAACCCGCUCAGAGCUCUUGUUCUCAAAGGACCAUCUGCAGGCCAUUUUUGACGAUCACAUACUCCUCCAACGGUUUACCGACUUCCUUCAUCAUGCCCGGCCCGACUCGCUACCCCUGUUGACUUAUUUCUUGGACUGUCUGAAGGCUCUUCGUGCCAUUGCGUACGCGAAUGCCAUCGCAGGCGGCCUCGACACUCUACCUGGUCAUGAAUUCUCAAUGGUCAACACCGACAACACAAUCAACAGCUCUCUGAGGAAGAAGGCUGAAGCUGCGUUUGACGUGCUCGUUCAGCAAGAUCUUCCCGCCUACAUCACUCACACCUGGAUCCAGACCGUCAGCGUGUCCAUCAAGAGGCGUAUCACGGGCACUCUGCCGGUUCAACUGAGAGAAAUGUCCGAGGGCUUGGCAGAAGUGUUCUGCCUGACGGACCCUUCAAGAAACGACAACCCUAUUGUUUUUGCCUCUGAGGAAUUCCACCGCACGACUCAGUACGGCAUGAACUAUGUCAUUGGCCGCAACUGCCGCUUCCUUCAAGGUCCCAAGACCAAUCCCUUCAGUGUUCAACGUAUCCGCGACAAGAUCCUGGCCGGAAAGGAGCACUACGAAACCUUCCUUAACUACCGCAGAGACGGCUCCCCCUUCAUGAACCUCCUCAUGGUAGCUCCUCUCUACGACAGCCGUGGCACAGUCCGCUACUUCAUCGGCGCCCAAGUCGACGUCUCCGGUCUCGCCAAAGAAAGCUCCGGCCUGGACGCCCUCCAGAACCUAGUCGUCGAAAAGGAGCCAGUCGGCACCAUAAACGGCCAGCAGCAGCAUCAGCGAUACAACAACGAGGAAGAAAAGGACGAAUUCGAGGAGCUCAGCGAAAUGUUCAACAUGAACGAGCUCGAAACCGUUCGCAGACGCGGUGGAAACAUGCACCGCGUGCCCCAAGACGAAGCCCAAGCCGCAUCCUCGACAAACUGGCAAAAGCCACGCAUCCUAAUCCAGGACGAGUCCUCCUCGGUUCACCAAGCCAACCCCGCCAUACCCCUGACGAGCGGCAAGCUCUCGGGCGUCUACGAACACUACCUCCUCGUCCGCCCCUACCCCAGCCUCCGCAUCCUCUUCGCCUCCCCCUCCCUCCGCCUCCCGGGCAUCCUCCAGUCCAACUUCAUGGACAGGAUAGGCGGCUCCAACCGCGUCCGUGACGGCCUCUCCCAAGCCUUUGCCGACGGCCACGGCGUCACCGCCAAAGUCCGCUGGCUCUCCAAAUCCAGCAGCGAAGGCCGCGUCCGCUGGAUCCACUGCACCCCUUUACUAGGCAGCAACUGCGCCGUGGGCGUCUGGAUGGUCGUCCUCGUCGACGAUGAGUCCGAAGCCGGUAUCAAGCGAGGAAACCAAGCGCCCCCCGUCGACGGCCGCCUCCGAAGGGCCCCCGGCGUUGCGCAACAGCUUCAGCAGCAGCAGCUCGGGGCGCAGGGCCAGCACCGCCCCUCGGUCGACGAUAAAAUGUCCCUCUCGAGCUUCGCGGCCAUGAACCGCGCCCGUGACGAGGUACAGGUCGACGCCCCCGCCGACUUUGACGUUGACGUCACCUCCGAUCGCCCGGGCAGUCGUGCCAGUCGCGCGAGCAAGUCGAGUCGGCUCAGCCGGGGUCCCGUCAGUGCGCAGCGUCGGCCUCUGAUCCCGGGCGGGUUUGAUGACCCCGACGGAGGGCCAUCCCGGCCUGCGUAUACCGUAAGGCUGGAGGAGGAUUAG
Molecule: messenger RNA, 1965 nt
Organism: Colletotrichum godetiae
Lineage: Eukaryota; Fungi; Ascomycota; Sordariomycetes; Glomerellales; Glomerellaceae
Exons: 2
Coding region: 1-1965 (654 amino acids)
Cellular component (GO): nucleus
Source: RefSeq, a predicted model, not a curated record